Penicillium olsonii is the source of this 1335-nucleotide messenger RNA. The record is from the annotation of a GenBank genome assembly. Lineage: Eukaryota; Fungi; Ascomycota; Eurotiomycetes; Eurotiales; Aspergillaceae.
AUGGGAUGUAUCCUUUUCUGCCUCCCUGGAAUUUAUAUUGCGCUUACUGGUCUUGGAGCAGGGGGUGGAAGGCCAAAGGCCCAAGAAACAGCCGCUCUCACAAACAGUAUACUUUAUGGUGUCUAUACUAUCGCAGGGUGGUGUGCAGGUCCGGUUCUUAAUCUGCUUAAGCCAAAAUGGACCAUUAUCAUAGGUGGCAUCUGCUAUCCUCUUUACGUCGGCUCACUCUGGUACUAUGAUAGAAUAGGUGGACAGGAAUUUCCUCUCACAGCCGGUGCACUCCUGGGAAUAGGUGCUGCUCUGCUAUGGACGUCUUCUGGAUUCAUCCAAUUUGCCUACCCUGAAGAAGACCAAAAGGGCAAGUACAUUACUUUGCAAUGGAUACUGUGCUCAGCAGGUAGCACGGUUGGUGCUUUGAUUGCGUUUGGUACGACGGUCAAAAACACCGAGUCUGCUGGUGUUUCAAAUGCUGUCUAUAUUGCUUGGAUAAUGAUCAUGACUGUAGCACUUGUGGCAGCAUUCUUCUUGAUAGAAGACCCUAUCAAUGUUGUGAGAGAGGGCGGGCAGCAUAUUGCGAUGUUCCAACCACCAACAUUAAAGAACGAAGUCAAAGGGAUUCUAUCCGUGAUGAUUGAUCCCAAGGUCGUGAUUCUCCUUCCGGCUAUGUUUGUUGCUGAGAUGUGUUUGGCGUUGACCAGCAGUAUAAAUGUGUAUUAUUUUAAUCUCCGAACCCGAUCCUUGAACAACCUCCUCUUUCAGGCCGUCAUGAUCCCAAGCCCACUCUUACUGGGCUGGAUCUUGGACAACAAGAGAAUCCAAUCGAGAAAGUUACGCGGAGCCAUGGGAACUGCCUACGUUGCAGUGAUCACUAUAGGCGCAACAUGUGGUCUACUCGCCUGGACCCUUGAAAACAACAUUAGCCGCUCGAACGACUCCCGGGCAGUGGAUUGGAAAGACAGUGCUUUUGCUCCGGGCGUCGUGCUUUAUCUUCUGUUUGGAGUCAUCUACGCUUGUUUCCAAAUCAUCGUCCAGUGGACGCUCGCCGCGCUCACAAACGACCCUGCUCUUUGCGCCAGGUAUGCCGGGGCUUUCAAGGGUACCGUCAGUCUAGGAAUGUGUGUUUCGUUUACCGUUGACUCCCAAGGAAUGUCCUUCAGGAACCAGAUCAUCAUGCAGCUGACUCUCUAUGCCUCGGGCGUUUUUUGUUUGUUCUACGUGGUGCUCGUAUACGUGAGACAGACCAACUAUUUUGUUGAAGAAGGUGUCAUUGUGCCCACUGGUGCUGAAAACGCACUUGAAUGCGGAGAGGAGAUGGAUAAGAAACAGAAAGACUAA